Molecule: messenger RNA, 3054 nt
Organism: Pseudophryne corroboree (corroboree frog)
Lineage: Eukaryota; Metazoa; Chordata; Amphibia; Anura; Myobatrachidae
Gene: SOCS4
Product: suppressor of cytokine signaling 4
Exons: 2
Coding region: 16-1545 (509 amino acids)
Biological process (GO): phosphatidylinositol phosphate biosynthetic process; intracellular signal transduction
Cellular component (GO): phosphatidylinositol 3-kinase complex
Molecular function (GO): 1-phosphatidylinositol-3-kinase regulator activity
Source: RefSeq, a predicted model, not a curated record
CCCCUGCUGCAGUGCAUGCUGGGAGGGGUGACUCUGGGUAAUGUAGUUCUGCUGUGCACAGGAAAUGGCAGCAGCCUGGGCUGUGAGAUUUCUGCUUCUCUUCCUGUGUGGUUGCAAAAUUCCCUUUUUCUUUGUUCUUUCUGUUACACAGACAGCAGUUUGCACUUGCUGGCUCAGCUGAGUGGUGAGAUACAUCCUGGAUCGAAAAGGAGUGGGAGCGCCAUCCAGCAUUGGAAAGGAAAAUUUAUUUACAAUAUUAUGGCUGAAAACCUUGAGGAUAAGCUCAGCAAUCUUGACGUUCGACCCAAGAGUGGCCGCAGCCGAAGUGUGGACAGAAAAGAUGGAUACGUUUGGAGUGGAAAGAAGCUUUCCUGGUCGAACAAAAGUGGCCAUUCAUCUCAAGGGGACGCGGUGGAUAAGACGGAUGUCCCUUCCAAGAGCCAGGAAAGGACACACAGCUGUUCCUCUAUUGAAAUAGACUUAGACCACUCAUGUGGACAUAAACUCUUAGGCCGGUCUUUGAAGCAGAAAUUGCAAGACGCCGUAGGGCAGUGCUUUCCCAUAAAGGCUUGCAGCAGCCGCCAUUCAUCCGUACUGUCUUCCAAAAGGAAAAUUCAUAUAAGUGAAUUAAUGCUGGACAAGUGCCCCUUCCCCCCUAAAUCCGACCUGGCUUAUAGGUGGCAUUUUAUCAAAAGACACACUGCCCCCGUCAGCCAGCCGCACAAGCAGUGUGUUGUUAAAGACGCACCAAAGGUGGAACCACUAGCCAUGGCACAUCAUGACUCUGAUGGCUCAGACAGUAUCGUAACCGAUGAACAGGACCCAUCAUUUGCUAUAAACACGGGCACAAUGAAGUCUAUCACCAUCAAGGCCUUGAGAACCAGCAAGGAGGACAGUGACCUUGACUCAGACGAUGAAGUUCUCACACUGUGUGCAAGUUCCCGCAAGAGGAACAAGCCUAAGUGGGAUAUCGAUGAUGAGACCUUCCAGGAAGUAACCCCGCCAAAAUACCACACCCAGAUAGAUUAUGUCCAUUGCCUGGUUCCAGACCUCUUUCAGAUCAAUAACAACCCCUGUUACUGGGGAGUGAUGGACAGGUAUGCAGCAGAGGUCCUCUUAGACGGAAAGCCAGAAGGGACAUUUUUACUUAGGGAUUCUGCACAAGAAGACUACCUUUUUUCCGUCAGCUUCAGGCGUUACAGCCGCUCCCUCCACGCCAGGAUUGAGCAGUGGAAUCACAACUUUAGCUUUGAUGCUCACGAUCCAUGCGUGUUCCAUGCACCCAACGUCACAGGUUUGUUAGAGCAUUACAAGGACCCCAGCUCGUGUAUGUUCUUUGAGCCUCUGCUCUCCAGCCCCCUCCACAGGACAUUCCCCUUCUCUCUGCAGCACAUAUGCAGGACAGUCAUUUGCGGCUCCACGAAUUACGACGGCAUUGAUGCACUUCCAGUCCCUUCUUCCAUGAAACUGUACCUGAAAGAGUACCAUUACAAGUCCAAAGUUCGAGUCCGCAGGGUGGACCUACCAGAACGACCUCAGAAGUGAUAACUAGGUAUAUUAAUAAUGAUUCUUUGUUUUCAAUUGUUAUUGGACACGUUUGGUGCCAAGGAACCCGGUGACCUGAUACCUCCUUGGGUAGGGGGAUGGGGUAGGGUUAUUGAUUAAUGUGGCAUUUGCUUUCAAAGUAUCCUAAUGAGUGACAGGCUGGCUUUUAUUGGAAAAGAUCAAAGAGAAGUUGGGAUCUCUACCUUUUUUUAAAUGGUGUUCAUAAUAUUAUGUUUGAUGGUCUCCGUUGCUAUAGACCUGUAUUUAUGAUUUUAUGGAGGCCUUUUUUGUUUUAUCUGAGGUACGUUGUUGCUUCUAAAAUGUUAUUAAACCAGGAGAGCGGUCCUGCGCCACUGAUGCCAUGGCUAACGUCUACAGUCUUCAUUCUUAUCCAUAUUUGUUCCUUCCAACAGAACGGCAUUCUACUGUGUGUGGUCAACUGGUGCCCACUUAGGACCUCGCAGCCAGUUACAACAGCCAAUAGUUUCUUGUUUAAUGAAAUGUUGAUAUAUGCAUAUCCUCUGAACCCCAUUAGGAAACACUUGUGUUUGAUUGGGAGACGACUACUAGAAUCUGAUUGAUCUGUUUGUAUUAUACUCCACCCAUUAUUUUGGGUGGAGUAUAAUACCUAUUACAGUGGUUCUCAAACUCUGUCCUCAGGACCCCACAUGGUUCUUGUUUUCCAUGUCACCCAGCAGCUGCACUGUGUAUCACCAACUGUCGCAUUUGAGAAAUCUACAGGUGACCUGCAAAACAUGAACCGUGUGGGGUUCUGAGGACCGAGUUUGAGAACCUGUGACCUAUUAUGUCUAGAGAUGAGCGGGUUCGGAUUUGACGCCAGAAUUAACGCCAGUUCGGUUUCAUCCGGAUUUUUUUCUAUUGGCUGUCCAAAACACGUGACAUCCGUGAGCCAAUAAGAUGCCGUUUUGAGAACCGAGUAAAUCCGAGUAAAACCGAACCCGCUCAUCUCUGAUUAUGUCAGUUGCUGCAUUGCUUUCACAAGAAUAAAAAAAUGAAAUCUCAACAUGAUCGUGACAUUGGUGCGGUUAUAAUUAUAAGAAAAUAGCCCCCGCCAUAUAUAAAACAGUAUAACUGUCUCUUUAACAAGGCAUCACCCAGAGAUGGGAGUACUGUAGUUUAACACAGCUAAAACGAAACAGAAAAAAACCAUGUCUAAACAAAGGGAGGUGUGUAUUUGUACUGUAUACUAGCUUUUUGUUAAUGUUAAGGUAUUAUUUGUAUUUAAUAAUAUUAAUAGAAUUAUGAAAUGGCUUUGGAAAGCUGGGGCCUUCUCCCUUACCCAGUCAUUUUCCAUUGGUAGUUAAAACUUUUUGGGAUUUUCAUUGUUCGGUAUAACCAAUCACAUCUAGAAUAUCCUAGUGGUCAUUGUAGCUUAUGGUAAAUGUACGAUGGAGUGAAAUGGAGCCAUUAAAUGUCACGGAAUUUCUCUAUGCAUACCCUCCCCUCCCUAAGCCGUUUCAACUCCAAUAAUAAAAUUUGCAAUCCGUC